CUCCCCUUUGCCGAGCCAAGUCACUGCCAAGUCUACAAAGUGGCAGAUAUGGCUUUCAACGUUCUUCGACUUGUCGUCGGCGUCCUCGUGGUUCUUCGGACGGCUUCGGCUGGCCCCGUCUGCGACUGUUCCCAGAAGUCUACAGGAAAGAUUCUGAAGCUCCGGGUUCAUGAGAACUCUGCUGAGUUUGAACAGGCGGUGGAGAUCCAUGCUGAGAAGAACAUGCAGAUCUUUCACGUCCCUCAGCACAACAGAGUCGACAAGUCUGACAUCAUGCACGACUUUAAUCAGCACCUGACGAUGAUCCGCUUUCCUGACAAGAAAGUCUGCUACCUUGCGCCAUUAGCCGAAGGUAGGCCGAUACCCGAAGACGUUGAAAGUGGGUUUCAGCAGGCGAAGACUCUAGUUCCUACGAUGACUGUGGGCACUCCGACCUCUCGCACGUGGAACGUCGUCCGUCCGGCCAUCGACGACCGCAGCUUCCUGACCGAAGACAUGGCGAUGUUCUGUGCCAAGUUCCCCAUCUAUCGCGUGGAGGAGGCAGCGGGUGGACAAGUGACUGUGACUCUUGAAACUGAUGAAGGCAAACCAGAGGAGAAGCCUCCAAACACCACGACAGGAACACCUGGUAUCGCCGCUCAGAAUGACAUGGCCCCGCAAGCACGGCAGGAGUCUGGUGGCUCAAUGUCUUGCGUUCCCGUGACGUGCAUGGGCCCCAUCUGCACACAGUGUCUCAUCCUUGGCGAGUCCUGUGAGUACUACAGUCUGUGCCACAGAGGCACCUGCGAAACCCAGCACGUCAUGGACGCCAUCCAGGAGUGUUGCCCCAUCUGUUGUUCGAGUUAUGGCUAUUACUAAACCAAGGCCCAUCUCAUUUUGCUGCAGAACACCAAAAUGUUGCCGAGCAAGUUGUAAUUUUUGUUUAAAUCAUCACUAAUUAACUAGCCUGCAGGGAUGCCAGACCCCGGCAUGCACAACACAACACUCCCUUCGGCUGGGGAAAGCCACAAGCCCCGAACCUAGAGUUAUAGCACCUCGGGGUCUAAUUUGUUGCUCAGAGUCCAACGAUCUAAGGGGGUGUCUAGGUAAAAUUUUCGGAGCCGAUGAACUAGCCUAUAGAUUACCCAUGUAACCAUCUGGUACUUAGGCUACCAACUCACUGAUUUUGAGAUAUUAUUCAUUCAUUCAAUUUCAAAGUCACUGCCAAUGGCGCUACAGCUUUCUAGCUGACAAUUAAAAUGGUGGUCCUCAUUUCGGCAUUGACAUUCAUUAUAAUUUGACCUGCCAUAGAUCAGAGAAGAACCUGGAUUGUGGUUAUUUCGUCAAUGACUAAAAUUAGAACGUAAUUUAACUUGCCCACCAUGUCAAAUCGCCAAGCUUUAACCGUGCUGAAUUAAAAGC
Messenger RNA from Branchiostoma belcheri (Belcher's lancelet), 1401 nucleotides. RefSeq lists its product as uncharacterized. The record is from RefSeq and is a predicted model, not a curated record. The transcript is spliced from 7 exons. NCBI's taxonomy places the organism in Eukaryota, Metazoa, Chordata, Leptocardii, Amphioxiformes, Branchiostomatidae. Bases 49 to 858 code for a protein of 269 amino acids.